Molecule: messenger RNA, 3684 nt
Organism: Cyprinus carpio (common carp)
Lineage: Eukaryota; Metazoa; Chordata; Actinopteri; Cypriniformes; Cyprinidae
Product: bromodomain-containing protein 2-like
Exons: 12
Coding region: 127-2592 (821 amino acids)
Biological process (GO): chromatin remodeling; regulation of DNA-templated transcription
Cellular component (GO): chromatin; nucleus
Source: RefSeq, a predicted model, not a curated record
GAAAUUGAAAGGCGCCAUUUGCUCGUUGGACGGCGCGGGGUAGCUUCAUCAUAAGCCGUUGAAUAACGAUAAAACGGGGGCGAAAACGCAGGAUUCCGCACCGCAAAACGACCCCGAUCCUUCCGAAUGGAGGCGGCCAUCAACCCGUCUCUUGACAGCUCUGUGGGAGUAGGGUUGUCUGUCAUGAGCGGGAUGGAGCAGAGUUCAGGCAAGCGUAUUCGGAAACCCUCGCUGCUCUACGAGGGCUUUGAGAGCCCGUCUCUGCCCCACGUGCCUCCACCCGGACCCCCUCCGCCCCAGCAGUCCCCGGUGACAGACCCCAGCCGACAGGGACGCACCAAUCAGCUGCAGUUCCUCCACAAGGUCUUGGUGAAAGCAUUGUGGCGGCAUCAUUUUGCUUGGCCUUUCCAUGAACCUGUGGACGCCAUCCGACUCAACUUACCUGACUACCAUAAGAUCAUCAAACAGCCGAUGGACAUGGGCUCAAUCAAGAAACGCCUGGAGAAUAACUACUACCGUAGUGCCAGCGAAUGCUUGCAGGACUUCAAUACCAUGUUCACCAACUGUUACAUCUACAAUAAGCCUACAGAUGACAUUGUGCUGAUGGCACAGUCUCUGGAGAAGGUCUUCUUACAGAAGGUUGCCCAGAUGCCCCAGGAAGAGAUAGAGUUGCCCCCUCCUACCCCUAAAGGCAGAGGAGCAAAAACCAUCAAAGGACGUAGAGGCAGAGGAGGAGGAAGUGUUACGUCGGCUCACCAGGUGCCUGCCGUGUCACAGUCAGCAUACUCUCCUUCCUCUCCCGACACGCCAGAUUCCCGGUUUUCCACCCCACCACAGACCCUGCUGAGCAACAGCGGCCCUCCUCCACCACUGAUGACCGCACCACCCACCCAACCCACCGCUAAGAAGAAGGGUGUGAAGCGUAAAGCUGACACCACCACUCCCACUACACUCGGCUUCCCCGUGACCGCAGCUGCUCGGAUGGGAGGCAUGGGAAAAGGUCACGGAUCGGCCGGAGAGAUGCCCCACUCUCUGUCCUCCAUGCCCGUGGAUUGUUCGGCCAGCAUGGGCUUGAACGAGCCCACCCACCUCCAGCCCGUCCUAGGGCGACCGCUGUCCCGUCGUCCAAUUAAACCUCCACGUAAGGACCUGCCCGACUCAGUGCGGCCCCAUCAGCCCUCACGGCGGGGGAAACUAAGCAAGCAGCUUCGCUACUGCAGUGGCGUCCUUAAAGAACUGCUGUGCAAAAAACACGCAGCGUACGCCUGGCCUUUCUACAAACCCGUGGACGCGUCGACGCUGGGCUUGCACGACUACCAUGACAUCAUCAAACAUCCCAUGGAUCUCAGCACCAUCAAGAGGAAGAUGGAUGAGCGCGAGUACAGAGACGCCCAGCAGUUCAGCGCUGAUGUCAGACUCAUGUUCUCCAACUGCUACAAGUACAACCCACCUGAUCAUGAUGUGGUCGCCAUGGCACGAAAACUGCAGGACGUGUUUGAGUUCCGCUUCGCAAAAAUGCCUGACGAGGUUUCGGAGGAGGAGGAAUUGUCUCCCAUGCCAUUAGGACGGAACAUGGGCAUGCUGGGAAUGCACCACUCCUCCUCUUCAUCGUCCUCUUCUUCCUCAUCAUCUUCCUCUUCCUCCUCGUCAGAGAGCGAGCCGAGCAGUGACAGUGAGCCGAGCAGUGACAGCAGCCCGAGCUCUGACAGCGAGGAGGAGAGAGCUCAACGCCUGGCCCAGCUGCAGGACCAGGUGUGUACUCAGCUCAGAGCGGUACAUGAGCAGCUGGCAGCCCUCUCCUCUGGCCCGAUUGUCAAACCUAAAAGGAAACGAGAGAAAAAGAAGGACAAGAAGAAGAAAAAGAAGCCAGAGAAACACAGAGGAAGUCGAAGUUUGAUGAGUGAUGAGCGGGACAAACCUUCCAAACUGCCUAAAAGCAAAUCCAGCCAUGCUUCCCUUUCAUCCACACAGAGCAAGAAAGGCCCUGCGAAGAAAAACAGCAAAAACAACAGGAACACGAAGAAGUCAUCCUCCUCUCGUUUCACUGCGUCUGCUGCCGUCUGCUUGCCGCACUACGACUCUGAGGAGGAGGAGGAUGGUCUUCCCAUGAGUUAUGACGACAAGCGGCAGCUCAGCCUGGACAUCAACAAGCUGCCCGGGGAGAAACUGGGCCGCGUGGUGCACAUCAUCCAGUCGCGGGAGCCCUCGCUGCGUGACACCAACCCAGAGGAGAUCGAAAUCGAUUUUGAAACGCUGAAACCAUCCACACUCCGUGAGCUGGAGCGAUAUGUGAUGACCUGCCUGCGCAAGAAGCCCCGCAAACCAUAUGUGGUGAAGAAGGGAGGAGGUGGGAAGAGCCGAGAGGAACUGGCUCUGGAAAAGAAGAGAGAGCUGGAGAGGAGGUUACAGGAUGUGAGCGGACAGCUGAACUCUGCUAAGAAACCCCAGAAACCCAAAGUGGAGAAGCCGAGCGACGCCGAGCCUCACGCCGUAGCGUCUCGUCUCAGCGCCAGCAGCUCCAGCUCAGACUCCACCUCAUCGUCCUCCUCCUCCUCUUCCUCGUCUGACACCAGUGACUCGGACUCCAGGUGAAGAGGACUCUGGGAAGGCACAGGAAGUGGGCUCUCCGCAGCACACAGAAUUCUGGGAUGCAUUCAGAGCUCUGGCCUGCCGUACAGACACGUUGUUUCCUGUGCCUCCUGAAUCCAGGACCUAUGUUUACUUCAGUGUGAAAAAAUGUACAUACUGUGUAGGAUUUUUUUUUCUUUUAUAAAGAAGACUUUUACCAGAAUGCCCAUAAUGGGAAAGAGUGCGCAAUCAUAACUACUUUUCUCAGUUGAUGAAAUAGCUUGUUGUUUUGUUUUGCUUCCAUUUUGACCAUUUCUAAACAUUUCUUGCUACUUUUUGCAUUGCUUUAAAGAUCAGGGCCAGUAUUUAGAUCUCUUUGAUCAACCAAAACCUGCCUGAAAAUUUAUAAAGGACCUUUAAUGGGGAAAGAAAUGACAGAAUUAAGAACAACUUUGCAUUUGCAUUGGCUUUAAAACUUUUAGGUUUCUGUGCUGCGAUGCACUGGAUUUGUUUUGAGUAGUUCAGUAACUUUCCAUACGACUUUGCAAUCUGUCAAAUGAAACAGAUUUGAUUUUGAUAUUGCUUUGAACUGUAAGAAAUGGAUUUACUUUGAUUUUUUACAUGAUUGAAUCAAUGUCUAAUGACACUUUUUGUCAUAAAUCUGUCUGAAGAGGCAUCUGUAAAAUUGUAGUGAAUAUAUUCAUUGAAAAGGACAGCCAUAACGCCUGACUGAUGGACUGGGUUUGUUCAUGAGCACUAGAGGAAAGCUGCUAGAUUCAGUGGUUUGGAUUAGCUGUUUAAGUUGAAUGUUAACUUGAGAGAUCUGGUUUGUAGAGGAGACUAGAGGCAUCACAAUUAAGCAAUAGACCGUCAUUUAUUUCUUGUAAAUAUGGAGUCCUUAAUACCAUGUUUUUGCUUCUGCUGCUUUCUUGUUUGUAUUUAUUUGCAUCGCUCUAACCUCUCUUUUCUAGAAUAUUCUUUCUGAAUAUAUAAGACACAUGGCAGAUCAUUGUGACCCAAUAUUCCUUAUCUGCAGUAUGAUUAAGAGUUUAUGCGCUCCGGGUUAUACAUUGGUUUUUAUUUGGAUGGAAAUACAAAUACAACAAGUGAACGGUG